UUCCGAACGAUUUGGCAACAUUGAUUCGCAAGCACACCGACAUUUUUCCAGACGACCUACCGGCGGGUUUGCCCCCGGAGCGAGACCACGACCACACAAUCGAGUUGGAGCCGAGUGCGCAACCGACUAUUCGGACUCAAUGGAGGCUGACUGAGCCAGAGCUCGAUGAACUUCGACACCAGCUGGACUACCUAGUCGAGAAAGGUUUCGUUCGCCCCAGCACUUCACCGUUCGCAGCUCCGAUCCUGUUCACCCCGAAGAAAGAUGGCGGUCUACGAAUGUGCAUCGACUACCGCGCCUUGAAUCGAGUUACCAUCAAGUCCCGCUAUCCUAUCCCACGUGCCGACGAACUCAUCGACCAACUUCGUGGAGCCAAGUUCUUUUCGAAAAUUGACCUGCGAGGCGGUUACCAUCAAAUCCGCGUGCACGAAGUUGACUGCUUUAAGACAGCGUUCCGAACCCGGUACGGGAGUUAUGAGUACACGGUUAUGCCUUUUGGCUUAACAAAUGCGCCUUUGAUGUUCCAGUUAACAAUGAACGAAUGCAAGUUUCUGAAACAAGAACUGGAGUUUUUGGAACACGUUAUUUCCGUGGAUGGAGUUAAAAUCGACCCUAAGAAGAUCGCGACCAUACAAGACUGGACGCCGCCAACUAAUCUCCGCGAACUUCAAAGUUUCCUGGGGUUUGUGAAUUACGUUCGCCGGUACAUUCCGAACAUGGCGGGGGUAACUUCCCCUCUCACGGAUCUCCGGAAGAAAGGCAAGUUUUAUGAGUGGGGGGGAGAGCAGCAGGCAAGUUUUAUGAGUGGGGGGAGAGCUGCGUUCGAACAGCUCAAACUUUUCCUGACUACACCUCCAGUUCUUCGAAUUGCAGAUCCUCAUCGUCCGUUCGAGCUCAUCACCGACGCUAGCGACCUGGCUGUUGGCACAGUACUGUUACAAGACUUCGGCGAAGGACUUCAACCCAUCGCCUAUGAGUUUCGAAAGCUGAAUCCGGCCGAGCGAGAUCAUCCUGUCCACGAAAAGGAGUUACUCGCCAUCGUGCACGCUUUCAAGGUCUGGCGCUGCUACCUGACGGGCGCUGACGUGACAAUUCGCUGGCUCGAUUACCUCGAAUUACUGCAGCCACUCGAGCCACCCAGCCGACCCUGGCAACAAGUGACAAUGGAUUUCGUCACUGGCCUGCCCGCUGGUUCAAGCGGUAACGACGCGAUUCUCGUCGUUGUUGACCGGUUGACCAAGAUGGCCCACUUCGCCGCCUCCAAGACGACAAUCACUGCCGAGCAGACAGCGAAACCGUUCCUCACGAACAUCGUGCGGCUACACGGUAUUCCUUCGGUAAUCGUCAGCGAUCGCGACCCACGGUUCACGUCCAACUUCUGGACAAAAACCUGGCAGCAGUACGGCACACGUUUGCAUCUGUCCACGACGUACCACCCACAAUCGGACGGCCAGACUGAACGUACAAAUCAGACGAUCGAGCAGCUGAUUCGCACAACGUGCACAGACUCGGCCCAAUGGGAAGACUCCCUUCCCUUGAUCGAGUUUGCGUACAACAACGCCCCAUCAACCACGACUACUCAGUCCCCGUUCUUCCUUAAUUACGGGAUAGACUCGACAACCCCUCUAUCGCCACCGAUAGAAAAUCCGGCACCAAGGUCGCAGCAGUUCGUCGAAAAUCUCUGACAAUCCCAGCAACAAGCCGCCGAUGCCAUCCUAAAAG
Molecule: messenger RNA, 1722 nt
Organism: Closterium sp. NIES-67
Lineage: Eukaryota; Viridiplantae; Streptophyta; Zygnematophyceae; Desmidiales; Closteriaceae
Source: the annotation of a GenBank genome assembly